AUGGUGGCAAAUACCAGUACAGACCCCGAGAAGACCGACGGGGAGCUCGCAGAUCAGUAUGGAUACAAAAAGGAUUUUCGGACAGCACUCCCGCAGUUCAUAGCCGUUAGCGUCAAGAACUUGUUAUUGCUUGGUUAUGGCAUGACACUCGGUUUCCCGACAAUUCUCAUACCUGCAGUGAGUCAACCAAUAGAAGAAGAAGUAUUAAGUCUGUACCCUUCACAAGUAGCUUGGAUUAGUUCAAUCAACUUAAUAGUGGUCCCAGUGGGCUGCGCAUUGUCCGGCGCGGUGACCGCUCCGAUGGGCCGGCGGCGCGCGAUGCAGUUCGUGAACCUACCCUUCCUCGUAGCUUGGCUCAUGUUCCAUUUUUCUACCACUCCAGGGCAUUUAUAUGGAGCUCUGUUCCUCACUGGGUUGGCGGGAGGACUUCUUGAAGCUCCGGUGUUAACAUACGUGGCUGAGAUAACACAGCCGCACCUCCGGGGAGCGUUCACCGCCACCAGCUCCAUGUGUAUUAUCAUUGGCGUGUUCACGCAGUUCCUCUUCGGCCUGCUCAUGUACUGGCGCACCAUGGCACUGGUUAACAUCACAUUUACGAUCCUUGCGGUGAUCGCCCUGUUCUUUGUACCCGAGUCUCCGCACUGGCUUGUAUCGCGGAGACGAUACGAUGAAGCGAAGUCGAGUCUGCAAUGGCUUCGUGGAUGGACUCACUCCAGUGCCGUAGAGAGAGAACUACGAGACAUCCAGGCAUUAUAUAAAAACAAAAAAGUGCAAUCAGAGGAUUCGGAUGAAACUAUUAGAGAAAAAUUAUCGUAUUACCUCGAGAGAACAUUUUUGUUUCCAUUCUUUCUCGUUAGUUACUGCUUCUUCAUUGGGCAUUUCAGCGGAAUGACUACGUUACAGACGUACGCGGUGUCCAUAUUCCAGAUGUUAGAAGCUCCGAUAGACAAAUACUAUGCCACGUUGAUCCUGGGCAUCGUGCAAAUAUUGGGCUCCGGGGCGUGUGUAGCGCUGGUACACUACACGGGGAAACGUCCCUUGGCUGUGUUCUCCACGGCGGGCGCGGGGAUCUGUUGCGUACUCGUAGCGGCGUACGACGGUUACAUACAAGUGCAUAGUGUUUCGGCGGAAUCUAUUGCUGACACUGAUGUGAACGGAACUCUUGAUAGUGACAUAGCAAGAAGUAUAAUGUCGGGCUACUCGUGGAUCCCCACAAGCCUCCUUUUGAUGCUCGCCUUCAUCACACACACGGGGAUCAGGUUACUGCCUUGGAUUCUUAUUGGUGAGGUAUUCAGCGCAAAGACGCGAUCAGGAGGUGCCGGCCUCGCCAGUGGUGCCGGCUACAUAUUCGGCUUCCUAACCAACAGGUUGUAUGUUGCCUUAUUGGACAGCAUAUCAAUCCGUGGCACGUAUGGUCUCUAUGGUGCAGUAAGCUUAACUGGGUGUUUGGUGUUGUACUUUAUUCUGCCGGAAACUGAAGGAAAAGAGUUGGGUGAUAUAGAAAAUCACUUCGCAGGAAUUAAGAAGCUUGGCAACGAGGUUUAUAAACCUCCGAAAAAAUCGAAGGAAGUGUCAAUGUCUCAUCUCAAAGGUGCCCGCAACCCGACAUUUGAGGGCGAUGAUACGCACAUGUAAUAAUUGUAUUAGUUGUAGAGAUUGUUUUUAUCGAGAUUACAGAAAUUAAAGCCU
Messenger RNA from Cydia amplana, 1689 nucleotides. RefSeq names its product facilitated trehalose transporter Tret1-like. Lineage: Eukaryota; Metazoa; Arthropoda; Insecta; Lepidoptera; Tortricidae. The record is from RefSeq and is a predicted model, not a curated record. Bases 1 to 1635 code for a protein of 544 amino acids. The transcript is spliced from 13 exons. Gene Ontology annotation, cellular component: membrane. Gene Ontology annotation, biological process: transmembrane transport. Gene Ontology annotation, molecular function: transmembrane transporter activity.